AUGCAACAGAUGUCUACUCAGGAUCACGCUCGCACCGCUCUCACUAUUACUGCUGAGCAGGAAGCCUUCAAACUCCUGGAGCUACCUCAAGGCAUCUUAGACCUCAUCUCAUCGCCUGAGCCACCAAUUCUGCAUAUCAAGUCGCUCGACGCAUUAUCAUCAUCAUCAAAGCCGGCAUAUGUCGCGCUAUGUACAAAAGAUCAGACGUACCAAUUGCGCCAGGUCCAGACAUCCAAUUCAGUAUAUGUCACUCGUGCAGCUCCCUUUCGUAGUCCGGGAUCUAUUUUGCCACAAAGCAGCGUCUCAGCUAUAGCGUCUUGCAGCCAUACCCUUGAACUGCAUCCCUCCAAGGAUUCACCGCUUGUGGUUCUUCGGCAGCUUCUUCCCGAGUACAGAGAGGCUGACGACGUAGUCUUGCUUAACAACAGCGCACGUAGCAAAGUCGAGAUAUUUGCUAAUAUACCUUCCUCAGAUGGCGAGUGUGAAAGAGCCUGGGGCGAACUUUGUGCUUUCGAAGUAGAAGGUCGUAGCUGGUGUCCGUCCCCCGCCGCCAUCCAUGAAGCCUGGCGUGUAUUACUGACGGCUGCGAUUGCCGAAAGCAUCCCACUAAUAUCAAGCUUUUCUUUGGCGAAGCUUCAUGACACCUUGAUGGACGAGAAAAUGCCUAUCGAAUUCUUUGAGUCCCUGAUCCUUCGAAUCUCGACUGCUGGACAUAGCACUGAAGAGCUGACUCUCGACAAACCUCUUACAAUUGAAUGGCUUGGUAAGGUGACGCUGCAGGUGCUCACUGAAACCAAUUCAGAAAUACCAUUGAGUCAAUUUAUGGCGGCUUGGCGUGAAGCUCUACCUGAUGAAUGGGAACAGGAUGUCAAGAUAGACGCUAUCAAGGGCUUCUACACACAACCUAACCCACGGUUAAUCGCCGUCAAAAGCCAUAUUGCAGAUCGCACAGUCAAUUCCAAGAGCGGCAAAUGGCACGAGAAAUUCAAGGCUCGUCGAUGA
Messenger RNA from Pseudovirgaria hyperparasitica, 1002 nucleotides. Its product is annotated as sister chromatid cohesion protein-like protein Dcc1. NCBI's taxonomy places the organism in Eukaryota, Fungi, Ascomycota, Dothideomycetes, Acrospermales, Acrospermaceae. Gene Ontology annotation, cellular component: chromatin; nucleus; Ctf18 RFC-like complex. The transcript is spliced from 3 exons. The record is from RefSeq and is a predicted model, not a curated record. Bases 1 to 1002 code for a protein of 333 amino acids. Gene Ontology annotation, biological process: mitotic sister chromatid cohesion; maintenance of mitotic sister chromatid cohesion.